This is a messenger RNA of Diorhabda sublineata, 2863 nucleotides long. RefSeq names its product protein starmaker-like. The coding region runs from base 38 to 2815 and encodes 925 amino acids. The record is from RefSeq and is a predicted model, not a curated record. NCBI's taxonomy places the organism in Eukaryota, Metazoa, Arthropoda, Insecta, Coleoptera, Chrysomelidae. The transcript is spliced from 3 exons.
GACUGUCAAUUCUGAGUUGAAAUCAUAGUAUAGCAGAAUGUACAUCAAACUAGUCUUCGCAGCUCUACUUGUAUGUGUACUGUACAACAGUGCCUACAGUAGAUCGAUUAAUUAUGAUGGUUCCAAAAAUGAUGACAAAUCACUUGAUACAAGUGCAAAGCAUGGAAGACGAAGCUUAAGCUUAACUUUGAACGAUCGCCGAAGACAUACAGACGAUGAUGAUGAUGAUGAUGACGAUGAUGAUGAUUUCCCUCCACCAAAAGUAAGUGGACGUAGAGACGAUGAUGACGACGACGACGAUGAUGAUGAUUUCCCACCACCAAAAGUAAGUGGACGUAGAGACGAUGAUGACGACGACGAUGAUGAUGAUGAUUUCCCUCCACCAAAAGUAAAUGGCCGCGGAGACGAUGAUGAUGACGACGAUGACGAUGAUGAUUUCCCUCCACCAAAAGUAAGUGGCCGCGGAGACGAUGAUGAAGACGACGAUGACGAUGAUGAUUUCCCACCACCAAAAGUAAGUGGCCGCGGAGACGAUGAUGAUGACGACGACGAUGAUGAUGAUUUCCCUCCACCAAAAGUAAGUGGACGUAGAGACGAUGAUGAUGACGACGAUGAUGAUGAUGAUUUCCCACCACCAAAAGUAAGUGGACGUAGAGACGAUGAUGACGACGACGACGAUGAUGAUGAUUUCCCACCACCAAAAGUAAGUGGACGUAGAGACGAUGAUGACGACGACGACGAUGAUGAUGAUUUCCCACCACCAAAAGUAAGUGGACGUAGAGACGAUGAUGAUGACGACGAUGAUGAUGAUGAUUUCCCACCACCAAAAGUAAGUGGCCGCGGAGACGAUGAUGAUGACGACGACGACGAUGAUGAUGAUUUCCCACCACCAAAAGUAAGUGGACGUAGAGACGAUGAUGAUGACGACGAUGACGAUGAUGAUUUUCCACCACCAAAAGUAAGUGGACGUAGAGACGAUGAUGACGACGACGACGAUGAUGAUGAUUUCCCUCCACCAAAAGUAAGUGGACGUAGAGACGAUGAUGAUGACGACGAUGAUGAUGAUGAUUUCCCACCACCAAAAGUAAGUGGACGUAGAGACGAUGAUGACGACGACGACGAUGAUGAUGAUUUCCCUCCACCAAAAGUAAGUGGACGUAGAGACGAUGAUGAUGACGACGAUGAUGAUGAUGAUUUCCCACCACCAAAAGUAAGUGGACGUAGAGACGAUGAUGACGACGACGACGAUGAUGAUGAUUUCCCACCACCAAAAGUAAGUGGACGUAGAGACGAUGAUGACGACGACGACGAUGAUGAUGAUUUCCCACCACCAAAAGUAAGUGGACGUAGAGACGAUGAUGAUGACGACGAUGAUGAUGAUGAUUUCCCACCACCAAAAGUAAGUGGCCGCGGAGACGAUGAUGAUGACGACGACGACGAUGAUGAUGAUUUCCCACCACCAAAAGUAAGUGGACGUAGAGACGAUGAUGAUGACGACGAUGAUGAUGAUGAUUUCCCACCACCAAAAGUAAGUGGCCGCGGAGACGAUGAUGAUGACGACGACGAUGAUGAUGAUGAUUUCCCUCCACCAAAAGUAAGUGGACGUAGAGACGAUGAUGAUGACGACGAUGACGAUGAUGAUUUUCCACCACCAAAAGUAAGUGGACGUAGAGACGAUGAUGACGACGACGACGAUGAUGAUGAUUUCCCUCCACCAAAAGUAAGUGGACGUAGAGACGAUGAUGAUGAUGACGAUGAUGAUGAUGAUUUCCCACCACCAAAAGUAAGUGGACGUAGAGACGAUGAUGAUGACGACGAUGACGAUGAUGAUGAUUUCCCUCCACCAAAAGUAAGUGGACGUAGAGACGAUGAUGAUGACGACGAUGAUGAUGAUGAUUUCCCACCACCAAAAGUAAGUGGACGUAGAGACGAUGAUGACGACGACGACGAUGAUGAUGAUUUCCCACCACCAAAAGUAAGUGGACGUAGAGACGAUGAUGACGACGACGACGAUGAUGAUGAUUUCCCACCACCAAAAGUAAGUGGACGUAGAGACGAUGAUGAUGACGAUGAUGAUGAUGAUUUCCCACCACCAAAAGUAAGUGGCCGCGGAGACGAUGAUGAUGACGACGAUGAUGAUGAUGAUUUCCCACCCCCAAAAGUAAGUGGACGUAGAGACGAUGAUGAUGACGACGAUGAUGAAGAUGAUUUCCCACCACCAAAAGUAAGUGGACGUAGAGACGAUGAUGACGACGACGACGAUGAUGAUGAUUUCCCACCACCAAAAGUAAGUGGCCGCAGAGACGAUGAUGAUGACGACGACGAUGAUGAUGAUUUCCCUCCACCAAAAGUAAGUGGCCGCGGAGACGAUGAUGAUGACGACGAUGAUGAUGAUGAUUUCCCUCCACCAAAAGUAAGUGGACGUAGAGACGAUGAUGAUGACGACGAUGACGAUGAUGAUGAUUUCCCUCCACCAAAAGUAAGUGGACGUAGAGACGAUGAUGACGACGACGAUGAUGAUGAUGAUUUCCCACCACCAAAAGUAAGUGGACGUAGAGACGAUGAUGACGACGACGAUGAUGAUGAUGAUUUCCCACCACCAAAAGUAAGUGGCCGCAGAGACGAUGAUGAUGACGACGAUGAUGAUGAUGAUUUCCCACCACCAAAAGUAAGUGGACGUAGAGACGAUGAUGACGACGACGACGAUGAUGAUGAUUUCCCACCACCAAAAGUAAGUGGCCGCAGAGACGAUGAUGAUGACGACGAUGAUGAUGAUGAUUUCCCUCCACCUAGAAAAACUGAUGACAGAUACUAAAAUGUUAUUGUAAUCAAUAGUAGAACGUAAUAUAUUAGUAAUUUUUUA